GCUUGUGCAGAGAGUCGAGAGAGAGAGAGAGAGAGUGAGAGAGAGAGAGAGAGAGCAGAGAUAUUAGCGGUGACACAGAGCAGCAGAGAGCACAUCUAGUUGAGACGAGCGGAUGCGACAAGAUGCUGAGCGUCGCCUUGCUGUGCGUGUGCGCCGUCGCCCUCGGACGCGUCUCGGCGGGUUCCGACAGCGGCAAUUUUUUGGAUGAUAAGUGGCUCGUCGGAAGAUGGGAUAAAUUCAGAGAUGAGCCAGGAACAUGGAUGCCAUCCAAGCCCUUUGAUCAAGGCCUUGAUCCCACCAAAGACCCAUGUCUGAAGAUCAAAUGUGGCCGCCACAAGGUGUGUGUGGCUGAGGACUAUAAAACUGCCACUUGUGUCAGCCAGAGGAGGGUUAGCUUUAAAGACACCAGUUUGUACCAGCGUCCCGGCUCAAAGUGCAAACCCUGCCCUGUGGUCCACCCUUUCCCUGUUUGUGGAACCGAUGGCCACAGCUACUCCACCAAGUGCAAGUUAGAGUACCAGGCAUGCAUCACUGGCAAGAAGAUUGCUGUCAAGUGCGCUGGCAUGUGUCCUUGCCCCAAUCAGCCUGAAGAGAGCUCCACAGAGAGGAAAGUGUGCAGCGAGUUUGAACUCAAGGAGGUAGUGAGCCGACUGAGGGACUGGUUUAGAGUGCUACGUGACAACGGCAACCACAAGAGAGACAAGAUCCAGAAGAACAAAUUUGAGGUCCGGGCAUCACCUGUAUGCAAAGAUCCUUUCGGGUGGAUGUUCUCCCGCCUGGACACCAACUUUGACCUCCAGCUGGACCAAUCAGAGAUCAAGAGCCUCUACCUGGACAGGAACGAGCCUUGCUCCGACGCGUUCUUCAAGUCAUGCGAUACGCAUGCCAACAAAGUUAUUUCCAGCUCUGAGUGGUGCACCUGUUUCCAGAGGUACACAGACUCCCCUUGUAAAGCUGAGCUGUCAACCAUCGGCAAGAAGCAAGUGGGAAAGAAGCUGCUCGGCCAAUAUCUGCCCUCCUGCAGUGAGGACGGUUACUAUCGCUCGCACCAGUGCCACAGCAGCAGCGGCCAGUGCUGGUGCGUGGAUCGCUAUGGCAACGAGCUGGCGGGCUCGCGCACCCAUGGUCCAGCUGACUGCGGUGUGAUUUUAGAAUCUUCCGGAGAUCUCGGUAGCGGAGACUCGCUGAACACCGACGACGAUGACGAUUCCUUCGUCCUCACUGACCAGGCUGGGAUGGAUGAUGAGGAUGAGGAUGACGAGGAUGACGAGGACGACGGUGAAUAUCUGUCGUAAUUUUAUUUAAUUUUUUUUUUUUUUUUUUUUUUUUUUUUUAAGAAAAGAAAAAAGAGAAACUGUUUGUUUGGUCAAACUGCACCUUUCUAGGCGACUCCCCAGGCAGAUACUUCAUCGUACUAACAGCCUAAGGACUAAUCUCUGCAUUCUUUGUUUUUAUAUCUAUAUACUUUUAAUUUCAAUUUCUGACUACAAAAUACUGUUGAGUAAUGGCAUUUGUUCCCGCGAGUGCCAUUGCCAACAAUGUCAGCCAAUCCAGCACUUUGGAUGUGUUCACAUGUGCAAAGAGCUCCCCUUUCAUUGGACAUGCAUGUCCUCUAGUGUGUCCUGUCCUUGUACACCACUCUGUGUGUUGAUGCCUGAGGCGCGCUAUUUAAGAGAUUCCCCCCCCCCCCCCUCCUUCUUCAUCCCUCUCUCUCCUCCUUAUCUAAUGUUCCUGUGUAUAGGUGGGGAUGUUGAUGAUGUAGAUAAGAGAAUAUUGCACUCUUUAGGUCUCUUUUCAUCUCCAUUCGUAACUUUGACUGUGUGGAAAAACAAGAUAAGGGUCGGAUACGCUUCUUUGUUGGAAGAGUUGAGACAAAAACACGUCGUUAAGCGUUGGGAACCUAUAUUUAAAAUCAAAUUUAAAAAAAAAAAUCAAAUCAUCUCAAAAGGCUCAGCUAGUGCUUAGAGGGAGGGAAAAAAGCCAGAGGCGUCGAGAGUGAAAAUGAUGAUGUAUUUUUCUAAUCCAUUGUUGGAUGAUUACAGAGGAUUUGUUGUAGCAUGUCCAAACGCCGCGUGACGUUGCAGCAGCCAACUUCAAAAUAAGCGUGUACACACUGAAGCACGCCUAGCAACAAAUCACAUAAAAGAUGUUUACUGAGCUUAAAAUAAAUAAAAACAUGCUGUACAGUAGAUGUUAUGCCUUUUCAUUUUUGGGAGUUUCAUUCGAUUUGAAAAGAGAAGAAAUGUGUUGUACAGUAAAAGAACAACAGAGCCAUGCGAGGUGAGGGAAAGGUGAAGGUGUGCCUUUUUCAAGCGGGGACAGGUGACAGUCAAAGCACGUGACGUACGCUUACUGGACUGAACCUGACUUAGGCUGAUCUGAUCGGGGAAACUAUGUGAGAGGGACUUUGCUGUCUUGCUUUUCUCUUACUACAGCUGCCGUUCUCCUUUUAUUUUAUUUUUCGUAGGAUCGCAAAGACGAAGAGAAGCACACGAGCUAUUUAGGGACUAAAGAUGUUAGAUUCAACUGGAUUUCCAUGUUUUAUACUGUAUAUUAGUAGGCCUACACUAGGUAGGGAAGAAAAAAAAGGUUGGCUUCGACAGCUUGAUAUGGAAACAAGACUUAGUACAUGACAUUUUUGCGCUAGCCAGCUAUAAUAACCGGUAAAUGAGCCUAGAUGCAGAUCUGGCCGAUAUUUGAUCCACCCCGGGUGCUCGCAACCCAUGCUUGCCGACGCCACUCUUCUCAAUUGAUAUUUUUGUAGUCGGUCAUUUCUUCCAUGUCCUUUGUUGUUGUUUUUGACCAAGUUCAAAUGUUGUGAUCUUGACAUGGGCCAAAAUCGGUAUCCCUUUCUUUAAGUAAGUUUUUUUUUUUUUUUCGAACAAAGCCUGAUUAGUUUUUUGGUUUUUUGUUUUUUUACAGCACUUAUCAUAAACAAUUGUAGGGUUCCCACUGUGGGACACAUUGUGGUCAUCUACAACCGUGCAUUUCUAGUCAAACUGUUAGUUUUCUCGACUUUUCUAAAGUGUGCCAUCUAAAGUAACACGUGACCCUAAUAGUUCUAGGUUUGAAUCUCUUCACACGGAAUUCCACUUAACAUCAAGAAAUUCUAAUUAAUAAUUCUACUUGAAACUUGAUAGGGCUUAGCAUUAGACACUGCAGCUAUUUUCAACACUGUCAUCUUGGUUUUGUGUCUAAAGCUUCUGGCCAUACAGUUUUGUUUUGCUUGUUUUUGUUUUUUUACACUGUGUACCUACGAUUUGUUGAAAUAAAAAGCUGUAUUGACCAA
Messenger RNA from Phycodurus eques (leafy seadragon), 3289 nucleotides. It is a transcript of the gene spock3, whose product is annotated as SPARC (osteonectin), cwcv and kazal like domains proteoglycan 3. The record is from RefSeq and is a predicted model, not a curated record. Gene Ontology annotation, molecular function: protein binding; calcium ion binding. The coding region runs from base 123 to 1295 and encodes 390 amino acids. The transcript has 11 exons. NCBI's taxonomy places the organism in Eukaryota, Metazoa, Chordata, Actinopteri, Syngnathiformes, Syngnathidae.